Messenger RNA from Passer domesticus (house sparrow), 3149 nucleotides. RefSeq names its product chibby family member 2 (gene CBY2). NCBI's taxonomy places the organism in Eukaryota, Metazoa, Chordata, Aves, Passeriformes, Passeridae. The transcript has 2 exons. The record is from RefSeq and is a predicted model, not a curated record. The coding region runs from base 358 to 1341 and encodes 327 amino acids.
CUUGUGAGGACAGCGCAGAAGUGAGCGGUGCAAGGAGGGUGUGCAGGAGCUCCCAGCCCCUGGAGGGUCAGGGGACAGGUGGCUGCUUCUGGGGCAAGGUCCCUGCCAGUGCUCUCAUCAGCCCCAGUCCCCUGUCCCUAGCUGUGCACCCUGCCACCUCCGGACACCCCGGCAGCAGCGAGAGCUCGGCUCGGCCCUGGGGAGAGGGAAGGAACCGCUGGCUGCUCUGAGAAGUCCUAAUCAGGCUUCUCCAGCCUCGCUGUGUCACCUACUCCUUGGCAGUGGUCAGUGGCCUCUUGCAGAAGCCCUGGAAGAAGCCUUUUCCCACAGUCCUCCUCAAUUUGCUAAAGAAGGGCCAUGUCUGCCUUUGAUCAGAGGAAGCAGAGGACAGGGCACACAGAGCCUGAGACAGACUGCAUCACCCCUCGGGUGAAGCCAAGGGGUGAGAUGUUUGUCUUUAUUGAUGGGAAAUGGGUGAAUGACAUCUACUGCCAGCCACCCUUUUCUUCACACCAGAAACUCUUUAGCAAGAAGGCACAGAAUGAAUGGAGCAUCUGGGAAGAGAACAGAGCACUCUGGCAGGAAAACCAGGUCCUCUGGAUCAAAAACAGGAUGCUCUGGGAAGAAAACAAGGCCCUACAAUAUCUCCAGUCACAGAACAAAUCUGUCCAGGUAAUUUACACUGAUGCUGUUCAGCGAAGCCUCAAGAGCAAAAAUAAGCCAUUUCCACUCUUCCAAGAGAGGAGCACAGGCUUUCAGCUCAGCCUGGGCAACAAAGCUCUCCAGGCAGUCCAGGAAAAGAAUAAAAUCUUUGAGGAUUUCCAGCAGGAGAAUAAAGCGCUUCCCGUUACCUGGAAAGGCCAAAAAGCCAUCACAGUCCAUGAAGAGAGCAAAGAUGCCAGCUCAGAUCUUCAGAAGAGCAUUGACACCAUCACAGCUGUGGAAAAGGGUAACCCUGGCCCAGUGCCCCAGCAGAAACAUGAAGGUAAAAGGAACAGCCCUACUCCAACUCAGAAUAAGACUGAGUCUGCCCCAGGUAUGCCGGGACAGCAUGAAAUCCUCCGGGUUCUCCAGGACUUACGUGAGCUCCUCCACACCUUCCUGAAAAUGAACCAUCCUCCUGGGGAGAAACAGUGCUGUCACAAUGUCUAUGACAUGAACAGAUCCUUCCAAGAAGAUUACAAUAAACUGAAGCUGCAGCUGAAUGCUGUGAAAAACACUGUGUCAGACAUUGCAGCUCAAAUGGACAUGCUGGAAAAGGAGAUUGUUGCUAUCACUUCCCCAAUGUAUGAAGAAGCAGGGCAGAAGCUGGCAACGGAGCAUCAACUUGGAGACAUGUGAAGCUUAAGGUUAAGAACUGCUAGUUCAUUGCCCAGAAAGCUUCUCUCCUUUUCUCAGGAAACCUAAUAAAAUCCCAAUAGAGCCUGAAGAUAUCUGGGGAACAUCCUGCCUAUCUGAAACUUUCUUGCACUACUUAGAUAUAUUUCACCUUCUGGUUAUAUGGUGUAGGUGACUGUAAUGAAUUUGCCUAGUGUCAGCAAUCAUGUUUUUCAGCAUUUUUCAAAAAGUUUCUGCUAACAAGGCUUAGAUUUUCAGAAGGUUACUGCUUGAGGAUCUCAACUCUGAUUACAGUGUGCCAGCUUGUAGUCCAAGGACACACUCACAAUCUCUGCUAAAAAAGCUUUGAUUAAUAAAGGAGGAUCCCUCCUCCCAGACAUUGUGAUGGAGGCAGCAGGAGAGAAUGAAGCAGGCAGCAGGACUUCUGCACAGAGCAGUGAGGUCCCUCUUGAUUUCUCGGAUAGUCAGAUAAAGCAGGUUUUUACCUGCCCCACAGCAAAAGCAGCAUUUUGAUGGUUGUUCCAUGGCUUAAGCCAGUAUUUAGAAGGGCGUCUACUCACACUAUAAUGGACAGGCCAGCCUGCAGUGAUCUGCUGACACAGAAGAUGAGAGCCUUUUGAUCUGCUCAGGUUUGAAAUUCUGGUCUAGUCUCAAUUGUGUGGCCGGGAUGGCUGGAAACACAUUUCCUCUGUCUCGGACAGUCCGGAUGCAGUACACUUUGUCACAAUCUUUCAGGCAGAAUAUAGGAGCCUUUAAGUAAUCUGACAAGACAGAUGCAGGGAGCCUUCUGCAGAGCAAUUGUAGGAGCAUUACUGUAAAACAAAGGAGAGGUUACAGUGAGGUUUAUCUGUUGCAACAGGACCCCAAAAACAGGCUGUCACUCUAGUUUAAAAGCCUCUAAGUGAUUUGCCACGGAAUUACCUAAAACAUGAACUAUCUUUCACCUUGCAUUUCACUCAGACAACACCAUGCCAAGUGCAAGUGAUGACUGUUUACUUCAGAGGCGUAAAACAACAGGUAUUUUCUUCUGCGGUUCAGGCUUUGGGAGGCUGAGGCAAAUCUCUCAGCAUGAAGUCAAAUGGCUGGCUCUCACUGUUGUGGGUAGGGCUGGAUCUGUAAAAAUCAGGUGGGAAGAAGAGGAACAAUGUUCAUUAGGAGGUGGAUAUGCAGACAGCAAGUUGCUCCUGCUACAGCUAUUAAUAGAUUAAUACCUCAGCACUGUGCUGGGGAACAUGCUCAUGUUCUGUGCCUUCAGACAUGCUGCUUUUCUCUAUGUCAUCUCCCUCACCGUGUUUGAACAUAAUGUUUGGUAAGAGGGAGAAACAGGACCCUAAUGCAGAGGUUCAGAGGAGGACAGCAGAAGAAAAAAGCUCUGACCAUGUGUUCAUAUCUUAACAAACUUAUUUGUGUUCCAUUAGAAGAAAUAAACUGCUCUUUUGCCAGUGGUCAGAAUACUGACUCCUGCCAUGUCCCUAUACAUGGGCAAGAAAGACACUUGGGAGUGCAUCUUUCCACCACCUGUUUGGGAGGAGUCAUAAUGUCAGGUGUCCAUCCAGGACAGGACAUCCAGAUCUCAGCUAGUCUCCCUGGGCUUCCUUUCUAUCCUGUAGGAAGGAAUGGGCAUGUUCAGGCUGUGAUUAAUCUCACUCCUAUUAGACUAAAAGUAGGCUGUGUCACCAGCUGGAGUCCCUUGUUUCUCUCUGUUGCCUCUAUAAUUACUUGGAGGACAAUUAACUCAAACUUAGACAUUUGGUUUGGAGCUCUCUGAGUGAGAAACUUGGCAGUUCCAGACAGAGGAGAUGCUUCAUCAA